This is a messenger RNA of Humulus lupulus (European hop), 1892 nucleotides long. Its product is annotated as heterogeneous nuclear ribonucleoprotein 1. Gene Ontology annotation, molecular function: RNA binding; protein binding. Gene Ontology annotation, cellular component: nucleoplasm. The coding region runs from base 66 to 977 and encodes 303 amino acids. NCBI's taxonomy places the organism in Eukaryota, Viridiplantae, Streptophyta, Magnoliopsida, Rosales, Cannabaceae. The record is from RefSeq and is a predicted model, not a curated record. Gene Ontology annotation, biological process: regulation of gene expression. The transcript is spliced from 6 exons.
AAAAAAAUAAAAUAAAGUAAUAAAUCAUAAUUAUUUUUCUUUUGGGGGUAAAUUCUUCCACUUCCAUGGAGAUCGAAGGCCAAGAUGGAACCAAAGUUGCCCUUGAGAAUGACCACAAGACCGUGUUUGGGAGAGGUUUUGGGUUCAGUACGGACGACCGAACAGUCUCUCGUCGUCACGUCGCUCUCGAAGUUAAACCGGAGUCAACCCGUUCGGAGCCUAGGGUUUGGUUUGAGGUGCUGGGGAGGAACCCUGUUUGGGUUUGGAGCGAGGAAGAUGAGGAAGUUAGGGUUUUCAGAAGGUCGGAGAAGGGCGAGUUGGCCGCAGGGGAUUGGUUCUGCGUGUCUGGGAAGGGACCCAUUUGGUUCAAACUGAGAAAAAUUCGGGUUGAAGAUGGAGAGAAGAAGAGGGUUUUGGAGGGUGAGAGUGAAUUGAUGGAGAGUUUGGGAAGCGGGUCGAAAUUUGAGAGUUUUGAUGUUUCAGGCAUUGAUCCUGUUAAAGAGUUUGGUUUUGUUGUGAUGGGGCAUGAGUUUGACCUCUAUCCCAAGCACAUGAUCCGUGAUGUGAAGAACUGGGACUGGUUUAUUGAGGAAGACAGGAAUGAUAGUGGUGACGAUGAUGAUGAUGACUUUGAGAACAAAAAGAAAAAGAGAGUGGGGAAGAAGAGGAAAAAGAAGGAAGAAAAUGAGGAUGAUGAUUGGACGGGUGAGACUGAAGAUGAUAAUGACAUGGUUGUUUCCAAUGUGGGAAAAGUUAAUAAUAGGCCAAAAUACUCUACAAGAUCGAAGGAUCGUGACAAAUCACCUCACAAGGACACUCAAGGCAGUGAAAAGUCUCGAUUGAAGAAGAUUGACAGAGAUGACGACGAUGAUGAAACACUUGGAGGGUUUAUUGCUGGUGAUGAUGAAUUGGACCAAGAAGAAGAAACAAGCGGAAACGACGAAGAAGAGGAAGAAUUUGACGAUGACGAAGAAUAGGAUGGUGGGGAUGGUAGAAGAAGCCCGUGGGAAAUUUCAGCCUCGGUGAGCCAUGUUAUUAAAGCUUUAAUAUCUCUUCAAAGAGAAGCAACUAACCUCUUUGUGAUUUGAAAAAGCUGAGUUGAAAAGCUCCGAUGUCUUCAAUGGGUUCUGAACUUGAUCAGUGCGAAGAUGGUGCACGCACUGUGGAGCUUUCAACUGGCUCCAAUUUUUCGGCUUCAGGAAAACUUUUCGUUGGAGGCGUUUCUUUGAGAACAAGCGAAGUUUACUGAAUACUUUCGCCGGUUUGGAAUUAUAACAGACGCUGUCAUAAUACCCAACAAGCACUCUAGGAAGCCUAGGGGUUUUGGGUUUGUGACAUUUGCUAAUCCAGCUGAUGCUGACAAGGUUCUUGAACAAGAAGACCAUGUCAUCAAUGAUAGAAAGGUGGAUGUCAAAAGGGCAUUACCGGCUGGCAACAACCAGAUUUUUGUUGGUGGAUUACCGCAGCUUUUAACCAGUGGUGCUGUGUUGUUGAUCCUUAGCUUCUUUGUGUUUAUGCUUUGUGAUUAGUAGCUUCUCCUUCUUUUUCACCAUAGUAACAUACUGCAGAUGAAUUGGGGGGCUAUUUUUCUGAGUAUGGUGUCGUUGACAGUCGGAUCAUACCCGAUCAUAAGAGUGGGCGAUCUAGAUGUUUUGGGUUCGUUACCUUUGAGAAUGAAGAUGCUGUUCAACAAAUCUUAUCGAAGGGUAAAAUGCAAGAAAUUGGAGGAAAAAAGGUAUAAUAAUGUUAUGAGAUAUAUACUUUAUUACUUAUUGUUUGUUUUAAUAUUUGUUUUUUUAAAAAAAAGGGAUGUUUUAAUACUAAUUUAAGCUACUCUUAUUUAAUAAAAGUACAUUUGCAGCAAUAAGCAAUAAUAUCUAUGUACUUGUAUU